Messenger RNA from Exaiptasia diaphana, 1041 nucleotides. RefSeq lists its product as uncharacterized. The record is from RefSeq and is a predicted model, not a curated record. Bases 53 to 865 code for a protein of 270 amino acids. The transcript is spliced from 5 exons. Lineage: Eukaryota; Metazoa; Cnidaria; Anthozoa; Actiniaria; Aiptasiidae. Gene Ontology annotation, biological process: spermatogenesis.
UGAAUGAGAACAAAAUAGUUUUAGACAGAACAGCAAACAAAUCMAACAARUCAUGGAAGAACAAGAGAGAAACACAGAAGAAAAGCCCCAAAAUACAGCUUCCUCCAGUAGAAUCGACGAAUUAUCAAGGCCUAAACCAAUUCCAACUGGAUUCUUAGACGACCGGCGAUCGGUGUAUUGGGAUAAUAAUCUUGCCAAAGACUGGUCAGGUCCAGUAGAACCUACAAAGCAAGCUGUUACCGCAAGACAAGAAGAACUAUCCCAAAGUAAAAACAUCCAUAAAGAUUACCUUGGCGACAGGCCAACCCCCAUAUGGACAGUUAGUGACGCUGCAAAGAGUGCCUCGGCUAGUUCUCGUGUCGAAACGCUAUCUGAAGCAAAACCUCUACAUCGUGACUACGCUCCUUGUAAACAAGUACAGAGUAUUGUCAGCGAGGGAGCAAAGAACGCAGAGGCGUCAGCACGAAUAGAAACACUUGCUAAACCUAAGACCUUUGCUCCUUUAAAGAUCAAGGAAAAUAGUGAGUGGGACUGGGGCGAGUGGGAAUCAGACCUCACCGAAGCAGCCAAGAAAGCAACUGCUUCAGAUCGAGUUGUUACCCUGUCAAAUCCAAAGGAGCCUCAUAGAAGCUACAAAGARGGACGCCCUGUAAUAUGGGAGGUCUCAGAAGCAGCGAAAAAGUCUCUUCCAUCUUUAAGAAUUCAACAACUGGCCAGACCCAAAAGCCGAAGCCAAUACAAUGAAGUUUACGAUGUAAAUGCUUGGAAAGUGUCAGCCGGGGCUAAAGUUGCCCAAGCAACGCCGAGAAUAGCUGAACUCGCAGCACCUUUACCACGAAAACUACGAGCAAAGAAAGUUGCGUGACACUUUGCGUGACUGAAAAUUAGUCAAUCAUUUUUUUUUUUUCAAUGAGAAUUUCAAGAACUUUUCAUUUAUCUUAUUUGAAAAAUGGAUAUAUUUGGAAAAAUUAUAACAACGUAUCAAGACAGAAGGAAUGUGUGAACGAGUUCAAAAUUAAAACUGAUCACUUUUUCUAUAAA